This is a messenger RNA of Anoplophora glabripennis (Asian longhorned beetle), 3500 nucleotides long. RefSeq names its product nuclear hormone receptor FTZ-F1. The transcript has 5 exons. Gene Ontology annotation, biological process: regulation of transcription by RNA polymerase II; tissue development; hormone-mediated signaling pathway. The record is from RefSeq and is a predicted model, not a curated record. Bases 278 to 2035 code for a protein of 585 amino acids. Lineage: Eukaryota; Metazoa; Arthropoda; Insecta; Coleoptera; Cerambycidae. Gene Ontology annotation, molecular function: nuclear receptor activity; RNA polymerase II cis-regulatory region sequence-specific DNA binding; zinc ion binding. Gene Ontology annotation, cellular component: RNA polymerase II transcription regulator complex.
UCGGCGUCGGAGGUGUGUCUCGUGCCGUCGUCGUUAGUUAAACAACCGAUCGCCGCUAGGCCGCCUGCUAUGUACUGUCGCUUUCGUUGCCAACGGUGCGUGUUGAGUGUCUUCAGUGUAUGAUCCCUUGGAUACUACUCGCUCCUAUUUGGAUUAUAACCUCUCUGCGCCUUGGAUAACUGUGAUGUGCUGUGUUCAAGCCAUGACGAUGGUUUUUUAUUUAGGUUAGGUGAUACCCGCUCUCGAAACUCGAACCAAACCCCGCGCUAGUCGUGAGAUGUUACUCGACAUGGAGAACCAUUCCACGUUGUUGUCGCUUAACAUGUCCCCCUUCAACCCCAACACGGGCGAUUCCCCCGUGGCCAACCAGGCCUCCAGCCCCCUGCCGCCCCAGUACGGCUCGCCCCCCAUAUCCACCCCCUACAGCAGCUGCCAGCAGACCAUGGGCAUGUCCCAUCAUCAUCACCAGCCCCCGAUGAUGAUGCCUCAGUCCAUGGGUAACCUAGACACGUCCUAUCUAUUUUCUUCAGGGGCCGGCGCCAUCUCCGGCAUCGACAUGGGCGGCAGUUACCAGAUCACGGGGCCGCCCGCCGCACCGGGGGACAUCCCCGACACCAAGGACGGGAUCGAGGAGCUCUGCCCCGUCUGCGGGGACAAGGUGUCGGGGUACCACUACGGGUUGCUCACCUGCGAGUCCUGCAAGGGCUUCUUCAAGAGGACCGUGCAGAACAAGAAGGUGUACACGUGCGUGGCGGAGAGGAGUUGUCACAUCGACAAGACGCAGAGGAAGAGGUGUCCCUUCUGCCGGUUUCAGAAGUGCCUGGAGGUCGGGAUGAAGCUUGAAGCUGUACGGGCCGACAGAAUGAGGGGCGGACGAAACAAAUUCGGACCCAUGUACAAGCGAGACAGGGCGAGAAAGCUGCAGAUGAUGCGGCAGCGUCAGCUGGCCGCCCAAACCCUGCGAGGCUCCCUGGGCAACGACAUGUACAACACCCAGCCGGGCACGUCGCCCUUCAACAUCCACAUCAAGCAGGAGAUCCAGAUCCCCCAGGUGUCAUCCCUGACGUCCUCGCCGGACUCCUCGCCCAGCCCCAUCGCCGUGGCGCUCGGCCAGGUCAACUCCAACCUGGUGCAGCCCGCCUCCAACCAGCAGCCCGCCCUUCAGAUAGUCGGGGUGCCGGGAGGCGCGCCCACCUCCAUGGUCAUGGGCCCCGACAACAAGCUGUGGGGCCAGGCCAACUCCACCACCACCUCGCCCCAUUCGCUUAGCCCCAAAGUGUUCCAAUUCGAGACUGUAGUACCCGGCAGUAGUGUACCUCACUCUAGUAAAGUGUCGCCCCUGAUCAGGGACUUUGUGCAGGCUAUCGACGACCGCGAGUGGCAGAACUCCCUCUACGGACUCUUGCAGAGCCAGACGUACAAUCAGUGUGAAGUGGACCUAUUCGAACUCAUGUGCAAAGUGCUGGACCAGAAUCUGUUCUCGCAGGUCGACUGGGCGAGGAACUCGAUAUUCUUCAAGGAUCUCAAGGUGGACGAUCAGAUGAAGCUUCUCCAGCACUCGUGGUCGGACAUGUUGGUUCUGGAUCACAUACACCAGCGUAUGCACAAUAACCUGCCCGACGAGACCACCCUACACAACGGACAGAAGUUCGACCUGCUGAGUUUGGGCCUUCUCGGCGUACCCAGCCUGGCGGACCACUUCAACGAUAUCACCGCCAAGCUGCAGGAGUUGAAGUUCGACGUCAGCGAUUACAUCUGUAUUAAAUUCCUGUUGUUGCUAAAUCCAGAUGUCCGAGGCAUCACAAACAGAAAGCAUGUCCAAGAAGGCUUCGAACAGGUACAGCAAGCUCUACUCGAAUAUACGGUGUCAUGUUACCCUCAAAUACAGGAAAAGUUCAACAAGAUGCAACAGCUCCUGCCGGAGAUCCACAGCCUGGCGGUGCGCGGCGAGGAGCACCUCUACCACAAGCACUGCAGCGGCAGCGCCCCCACCCAGACCCUCCUCAUGGAGAUGCUGCACGCCAAGCGGAAAUAACGGCCGUCCGCCCCCCCCCUCUCGUUACCAUAUCCGUGUGCAAUACCGGCUUACACUGUACAUAGGUUAAUGGAAAUCUCAUAGUAGUCGUUUUGACAUUUCGAUGCCUUUUAUGAAGUACAAAGAGCAAGGGCGGCGAGGCCGCAUCAUAUUUUUGUAAUAAGCUAAGAGAGAGACCCGGCCACAGCACCCUGCUCCGUGUGGAUUUUUCGUUGUUUUUAUUUAUGUUACGUUGAUUUGAGGUUUUUUUUUUUUUACUUUACGACGACACACAUUCCAUGAGAUGUGCUCCCGAGGGAUUCAAGGGCAUCCUAGAUUAGGCCAAGCUUGCGACGAUGUGAGAGAGCGUGUGGGCGGCGAACCGCGCCGCCGUUAACUUGUAGUACGUGUAGCUUAACCGUGGUGAUGGACUAACUAACAGCUGUAAUAUUAUGUAAUUAUAGAGUAUACAUACAGUUUUAUUACUAGGCGAUAAGUUUAUUAUUAUUAUUAUUAUUAUUAUGUUAAAAUUUAUAUAUUAUGGAUGUUAACGCUACCCGGCGGGCAAGGUACUGUGGUCUAUAUUCGUGUUGUUGUUAUCAAAGGUGGUGAAUGCUGCUCGUCGUUGAUCGCGAUGGUCACUUUACGCAAACAGAUCAGCUGGACGCGCUUUAUUUCUCGGGUGGGAGGGUUCGGGUACAUCGAAACCGCGCCGACCGGAUUCGACGUCGUCGAGUUGUGAUAUCGGGAAUGUGUACAUAUGUAGAGUAACGGUUGUUGGUCCGUAGCGGACAAAUAUAAAUUUUUGUAAUCGGGAAAAUUAUUUUUUUACAUCACGUUGUUGGGUAUGCUAGGUAUGCGGUUGCGGGGCUCCCCCCGCUUCACUCGCUGUGAUUCGAUGAAGGUUUUACUUUGUAUGUGAUAUAAGCAGGUUUCGUUCAGAAAUUUAUGUGGGGAUACUUUUUGAAAUGUGAUUUUCCUGUGGGAAAGAAAUUGUGAGUGUCGUACAUAAAUUGGAAGGUAAUAGCUCAUCGCUACUGAUUCCGUUCCGUUUGUUUGUCGAAACUGCAUUUUAAACGGGAAAUUCGUCAUUAAAUUCGCAUUCAAACCUGACUUCAAGUUGAAAUUUUUUAUUUGACCUUGAAAUGUCGAUUUGUGCUUAAAAUUUCGUAUAAUAGUAAAAAUAUCUCAAAACAGUAAGAACAAACUCAAAAUUUCAACUAUAAGUAUGAAAUUUUUAAUUAUAUACCGAAAUUUCAUACAAAAUUUAAAUUUAAACUAGAAAUUUCUGUUUUAAGCUUGAAAUAUUGAAUUCGAGCUCGAUAUUUGGUAAAUGAAAAUAAAAUGGAGACUCCAAAAUUUCAUGUUCAAAUUUAAAAUUUCCAGAGAAAAUUCAAAUUUCAACUCAAAAUUCUGGUUUGAGCUUGAAAUUUAGAAUUUGUCCUCGAAAUUUUGUCUAUAAAGAAAAAUAUCUCGAAUUCGUAAU